CGGGCGCCCGCGGCCAGGACCCCGCCUCGCGCCCGCCCGCCCGGGCCGCGCCCCCCGCCCAGGCCGCGCCGCGCCCGCCCCCAGAGGCCGCUGGCUACUCCCACCGGCCGCCGCCGCCGCUCCUGUCCUGAGUGCCGCCCCGCGCCCCGCCAUUGUCCCCGCCGCGCCGCCAGCUGCGCCCGGCCGCCGACCGGGAGGCGGGGGCCGCGCAUGGGUGGGCGCCGUUGAUGCCGCCACCGCCGCCGCGCCGCCCUCCGAGGCUGCGUCCCGGGAAGCCCGGCCCCCCGCGCCCCCCGGCCUGGCCCGGCGCCCCGGACCUGAGCGCGCCCCCAUGGAGGCGCCCGGGCUGGCCAAGGCGGCCGCGGCGGACGCCGACUCCCGAGAGAGCUCGGGGGAGACCCCCGACGGCGCGCCCGCGCACUUCCCCGGCCCCGGGGCGCCCUCGCCGGAGCCGCCCGCCUACCGCUCGCAGGACUUCGACACGCUGGCCACCGUGGGUACAGGGACGUUCGGCCGCGUGCAGCUGGUGCGCGAGAAGAAGAGCACCCGCUUCUUCGCCCUGAAGGUGAUGCGCAUCCCGGAUGUCAUCCGCCUGAAGCAGGAACAGCACGUGCACAACGAGAAGUCCGUGCUGAAGGAAGUCAGCCACGCCUUCCUGGUCAAGCUGUUCUGGACGGGGCACGAUGACCGCUUCCUGUACAUGCUGAUGGAGUUCGUGCCGGGUGGUGAGCUCUUCAGCUACCUGCGCAACCAGGGCCGCUUCUCCAGCUCCACCGGGCUCUUCUACUCCGCGGAGAUCGUCUGUGCGAUCGAGUACCUGCACUCCAAGGAGAUCGUCUACAGGGACCUGAAGCCGGAGAACAUCCUGCUGGAUAGAGACGGUCACAUCAAGCUCACUGACUUCGGGUUCGCCAAGAAACUGGUGGACAAGACGUGGACCCUUUGCGGGACCCCCGAGUACCUGGCCCCCGAAGUCAUCCAGAGCAAGGGCCACGGGAGAGCCGUGGAUUGGUGGGCCCUCGGCAUCCUGAUAUUUGAGAUGCUCUCGGGGUUUCCUCCGUUUUUUGAUGACAACGCAUUUGGCAUUUACCAAAAAAUUCUUGCAGGCAAGAUAGAUUUCCCCAGACAUUUGGACUUCAGUGUCAAAGACCUCAUUAAGAAAUUGCUUGUUGUCGACAGAACAAGGAGAUUGGGAAACAUGAAGAACGGAGCAGAAGACGUGAAACGGCAUCGGUGGUUCUGGACCACAGACUGGGAGGCUGUCCCAGAAAGGAAACUGAAGCCUCCCAUCGUGCCCAAAGUGUGCAGCGAGGGCGACACCUCCAACUUCGAAGCUUACCCCGAGAACGACUGGAGCGUAGCCCCUCCCGUGUCACAGAAAGAUCUGGAAGUCUUCAAGAACUUCUGAGCGUGGGCUCCCCACCUGGAAGCAACAGGGUGAUUUGAGCCUGCUCGGGACAGAUGGCUGCCCCCAGGCAGACCUGAAGAAGCAUCUUCUUAAUGGGAUAAGGACUUUUCCACAUUUAUAUACACCCGGAUGUAUAUAAAGAGAUUGCAGAGCCAUUGACGUUUGUGGACCUAGAAUUAUUUAAGCAACUGGAAAUCGACUGCACAGUAGGACAUUUUGAAAAAUUGUUUGGUUGUAGAUUUUACCUUCUUUUUAGGCUUGUGUUCCUACUGGGAUAUCCUGGGGGUUUUUUUCUCGUAGACUUUAUAAGUUUGAGCUGAACUUGUUCAGAUACAACCACAGAUUGUGUGUUUGUGUUUGUGCCUGUGCGUGUGUGUGUGUGUAUAAAAAGGACGGUGUGCCUGGAGCAGGGAAAUUGUGCAGUGAAGUAAAUGUUCCUACUUUCCAGAGCCUAUGGUGUUUAUGUUUCCGAUUUUUUUUUCCAAGAAUCUAUUCUCUUGGGGACAAAUUUUAAAAGUAUGACAUGUGCAUUUUUUAUCAUCUCAUAUGCAUUUUAUGGUUAUAUGUGAAGAAGAUAUCAUACGACGGUCUAUAUCCAAUGUCUUCAAUGCUUUGUGUCUGGUAGCCUUGGGUCAUGAAUCCAGGAUGACAGGGAAGGAGAUGUGGGUUUGAACUUCAGUGCAAGACUAGCCAUUGACCAUGAAUGUUAUUCAAGGAAUUUUCUCUAUUGCAUUAAAAAAUUUCAUACUCUG
Messenger RNA from Balaenoptera acutorostrata (minke whale), 2160 nucleotides. RefSeq names its product protein kinase cAMP-dependent X-linked catalytic subunit (gene PRKX). Gene Ontology annotation, biological process: protein phosphorylation. NCBI's taxonomy places the organism in Eukaryota, Metazoa, Chordata, Mammalia, Artiodactyla, Balaenopteridae. Gene Ontology annotation, molecular function: ATP binding; protein serine/threonine kinase activity. The transcript is spliced from 9 exons. The record is from RefSeq and is a predicted model, not a curated record. The coding region runs from base 332 to 1408 and encodes 358 amino acids.